AGAAGAAGACGUCGAAGCAGAAGUCGAGACAGAGACCGUCGUCGGUCCCGAAGUCCCAGACCGGACCGUGACCGCCGAAGACGCGAUUACUGAUUGUUAUCGAUAGACAUCUCUCCUACCACCAUCAUCAUGUCGUCGCACACACAAUCCGUUCUUGAAUUCAAUUUCUCCGAUGCUGAUAUCAUUCUCGUUGGUGGAGAUGACCAGAAGAGACGAUUUGCGGUGCACAAGUGUAUCUUGUCGGCUGCCUCUCCGGUCUUCAAAGACAUGUUCAUGCUGCCACAACCCAAAGUUAUCGGUGACGCUCUACCUGUUAUAAACAUGACAGAGUCUUCGAAGAUUCUGUCUGUAUUUCUGCAGUUCAUCUACCCCGUUCCUAACCCCACCAUUUCCUCUUUGGAAGAACUCGUCCUUGUCCUCGAGGCUGCGAAAAAACUAGAUGUCGAUGUUGCCAUUGACUCCCUUCGCAAGCAGCUCAUUCACUCCAAUAAUGUCGAUAAUGAGCCUUUGCGUGUUUACGCCAUCGCUGCGCGAUUCGAUCUCCAGGAGGAACUUAAAGUUGCAGCCAAGUACACGCUGAAAAAGAAUGUCCUUGACUGUCCAUUGUCCAAGGACUUGAAGUACAUUACCGCCUAUGAUUAUCAUCGGUUACUUGAUCUGCAUCGCCGCCACUCCCGUGCUAUGCAGGCCGCACUCUUACCUAAACGAUAUGCUUGCAGCGGACAUAAUUGUAAUCCGGCAAGAUGGUGGACCGCCUUUGUAGAGGCGGCCAACAAGGAACUAUCUGAAAGGCCCAGCACCGAUAUCAUUUUCCAGCCGGAAUUUCUCUUGCGGUGCCUUCCUCCCCAAAACUACUGCAGCCUUUGUGCCUACUCAGCGCUUCGUUCUUAUCCGGAUUUUCUCAUACUGAAAAAGAAAAUUGAUGAACUUCCGUUCACAGUAUAAGGGAUGCUGAGGAGACUGGGGGGAUCUUUGUAGCAUUUUACUCCUCGUUGCUCUCCACGAGGAUAAUGAAGAUGUUUACGUCUGAAAUACCGCGUCUGCUGAAGGUCAAUGCGGCUCAGGUAAGAAUAUCGUAUGGUCCUCGACAAGAUCCGGCACUAGCUACGCGUCCGACAAUACCG
This is a messenger RNA of Guyanagaster necrorhizus, 1124 nucleotides long. RefSeq lists its product as uncharacterized. The record is from RefSeq and is a predicted model, not a curated record. Bases 130 to 945 code for a protein of 271 amino acids. The transcript has 2 exons. Lineage: Eukaryota; Fungi; Basidiomycota; Agaricomycetes; Agaricales; Physalacriaceae. Gene Ontology annotation, molecular function: protein binding.